Messenger RNA from Neoarius graeffei (lesser salmon catfish), 6328 nucleotides. It is a transcript of the gene eif2ak2, whose product is annotated as eukaryotic translation initiation factor 2-alpha kinase 2. Gene Ontology annotation, biological process: protein phosphorylation. NCBI's taxonomy places the organism in Eukaryota, Metazoa, Chordata, Actinopteri, Siluriformes, Ariidae. The record is from RefSeq and is a predicted model, not a curated record. Gene Ontology annotation, molecular function: ATP binding; protein kinase activity; double-stranded RNA binding. The coding region runs from base 2871 to 4892 and encodes 673 amino acids. The transcript is spliced from 22 exons.
GAAUAUAAUCCUGAAUACUCCUAAACCUACUCUUGUAAAUGCGCGGCCCAAGGGUGACUGUCGUGUAGUGUAGCAGUUUAGGGUUAACUUUAGGCCAGAGAUAAUACGUGCUGCUCUGUACAUUUUGUACUUUUCACAUGUUCUGUUCCCGUUUCAUAUUCUGAUUUUGUCUAUGUUUUUGUGUGAAACAUCUUGUUGAACUGUGCAUAACUCCUGUGUGACCUUGAUACUGAGUGUGCAAAGCACAUUCCAUAACUUUCUACUGCUGAUACUCCCUAUGCAGAAGUGUGUAUAUAUACGCCCUGACGCAGCUAUGUGUCAGGACACGCAGAGAAUAAACCAGAUUGAUUUAGACUCAUGUGGUUCGCUCUCUUCUUGUCCUCGGAGAUCUCCUGGUAACGCAUCUGAACAGCACGCAGCGCAAUCUUAACAAUUUGGUGACCCCGACGUGAUACUCUCAAUCAGUGUUCCUGUGGGCCAUGAGACUCAGCCCCUGUUUGCUUUCACACACAGGGGAAGACAAUACACGUGGACGCGGUUGCCACAGGGUUUCAUUGACUCACCGGCGGUCUUCACUGCCGUAUUGCGGGACGCGCUGGCUGAUCCCUGUCUUCCCCGGGGCUCCACGGUGCUCCAGUACGCGGAUGAUCUUCUGGUAACGGCGGAGGAUCAAGACGCUUGUGCUGCCGCCACAUUGUCUCUCCUCACACUCCUGGCGCAGAAGGGUUUCAAGGUCUCCCGCACGAAGUUGCAGUUUUGCCUCACAACUGUUCGCUACUUGGGACAUGACCUCUCCCAGGGUUCCAGGAGGCUUAGCCCGGAACGCGUUCAAGUCAUUAUGGACACUCAGGUACCUGCAACCAAGCACGCUCUCAUGGCAUUUCUGGGCCUCAUCAAUUACUGUCGUCAAUGGAUCCCUGACUGUUCAAUCUAUGACAAUUGUUUGCGUUCAGCUAUAAGUCACUCAGAUCCUUUGACUCAGCCCCUGGUCUGGACUGAGGACAUGCUAACGGCCUUAAAGGCUCUGAAGCAAGCUUUGUGCUCCGCCCCUGCUCUCGGGCUGCCGAACUAUCGUUUGCCGUUUCACCUGUAUGUGUGCAAACAGAAGGGGACCGCCUCUGGGGUGCUGGCUCAGGAGCACGGGGGGGGCAUGCGACCUUGCGCGUUUCUGUCUAAAACUCUUGACGCUGUGGCACAAGGGCUUCCUGGCUGUCUUAGGGCUGUUGCUGCGUGUGCUCUCAUGGUCACGGACGCUGAAAAACUUGUUUUGUCGCAUCCGCUCAUUUUACACACUUCACAUGACGUCGUGUACAUUCUGCGGAAUCUUAGCACUCAGCAUUUGUCUGCUCAGCGUCGCUCUGGCUAUGAGUUUAUUCUUUUGGCCACAGAGCAUCUCACUGUUAAGCCCUCCUCGUCGUUUGAUUCUGUCGCCCACGCUCUUCAGCGUCUUCUUAACUCACAGGAUGACGAUGUUGCGUUUGACUCACAUGACUGUCUUUCUAAUAUCGUUUUUGAGACUAGCAUCCGCCCAGACUUACACUCCACCCCUCUUUCCACAGGCGAUUCUCUUUUUGUAGAUGGUUCCUGUUCCCGCCCUGCGGAUGGUGUGUUCCUGUGUGGUUACUCUGUUUGUCGCCUCCCUGAUGAAAUUGUUGAAGCUCAUUCUUUGCCUUUUUCUUCUGCUCAGGCUGCGGAGCUCUAUGCUUUGACUCGCGCAUGUAUUUUGGCUCAAGACACAGACGUUACUAUUUACACCGACUCACGCUACGCUUUCGGCGUGGCGCACGACUUCGGCCGCAUUUGGGCGUCUCGGGGGUUUACGACAGCCGACGAAAGUUGCUGUGACAAUAGCUGACGGCCUUUUCAGGGAUCCCCUUCCAGCAUCUGGAGCAAUCCAGUUUCGGCUGAUCUACAAAGAGGGGAUGGUUGGUGAGUCUUGCAAAGUUCUGGGCUGAAGAGUCUGAAAAGCACGGGAGCCUGUGAUAUUUUUCGCCGUCUGCACCCUGUGAGCAUUAGAGAACAAAGUCAGUGACCAGUAUGACUUUCUUCAUCAUCGUGCUGAUCUCAACGCUUGGGGCAGGGUUACCCGCACAAGCAAUACACCGGGACCCAAGGGAUAACGAGUUUUGGAAAUAUAUAAACUUCACUGUAAAAACAUCAAUGAAUAUGAGUAUACCUUGUUAUGUGUGUUCUUUGUUACCCCAUGACAGCAGCGAUCCUUUUCCGGUCCGAAUAGCCCCAUCUAACUACUCUAAGGUUAAUAUGACAUGGCUCAGCCUGUGGCCCUCGUAUACUCAAACUAAGGUUUUCCUGACAGACAAUACAGACCCAGAGGUAAGGUUGUCAAUACACUGGGGUGUGAAUAAUACUCUGGGCUUGCGUCAGAGUAUUAAAGAGGGGAUUGUAAGAAUAUAAUCCUGAAUACUCCUAAACCUACUCUUGUAAAUGCGCGGCCCAAGGGUGACUGUCGUGUAGUGUAGCAGUUUAGGGUUAACUUUAGGCCAGAGAUAAUACGUGCUGCUCUGUACAUUUUGUACUUUUCACAUGUUCUGUUCCCGUUUCAUAUUCUGAUUUUGUCUAUGUUUUUGUGUGAAACAUCUUGUUGAACUGUGCAUAACUCCUGUGUGACCUUGAUACUGAGUGUGCAAAGCACAUUCCAUAACUUUCUACUGCUGAUACUCCCUAUGCAGAAGUGUGUAUAUAUACGCCCUGACGCAGCUAUGUGUCAGGACACGCAGAGAAUAAACCAGAUUGAUUUAGACUCAUGUGGUUCGCUCUCUUCUUGUCCUCGGAGAUCUCCUGGUAACGCAUCUGAACAGCACGCAGCGCAAUCUUAACAGAAGCAGUCUGGGUUAUUUCAUAUCUUCUAAAUGGGAACGAAUUACGUAAGUUUGCUGAAUGAACACGCACAGAAAAACGGCUGGUCUGUGCAGUAUGAGGUAGUGAACACAUGUGGACUAGAACACAUGAAAACUUUCACGAUGAAGGUAAUGAUGAAUAAUCAGAGCUAUCCUGAGGGAGCUGGACGAAACAAGAAAGAAGCCAAGCAACUGGCUGCAAAGAAUGCCCUCGACUUUUUGGAAAAUGAUGACUCAUUACAUACAGAAACAGUUUUGAACUCUUCUGUCAGUUUCACACCUGUAACUCAAGCCAACUAUGUCUGCUGGCUGAAUGAACACUCUCAUAAAAAAAGAUUGUCUUUCCAACCUAAGGAAACCACCAAGAUGAGUCCGGGCUCUAACCUCCAAACAUUCUUGUAUGCUUGUAAGUAUGUCUGUGGUGAUAAAGAAUACCCUGAAGCUACUGGCAACACCAAGAAAGAGGCCAAGGAGGCAGCAGCAAAACUUGUUUAUGAUAUUCUUACAGAACAGGAAAUAGAGCAAGUCUUUAAAGAAAAUGGCAAUGAUGAAGAAAAUCCAAAUAUCCAAAACGUCAGGACGAGUAUACACCAGCUAAGGCUGAGCACACCUCCACCUUCUGAGAACACAACACCAGACAAGAACUACAUUGGGCUCCUUAAUGAAUAUUGCCAAAAAUCUAAACAAGUACCCAAUUUCAAAGCAGUGGGGCGAAGAGGGCCUGCACAUGAUCCUGAAUUUGUAUUCAAGGUCAUUAUAAAUAAUAAGGAGUAUCCCGAAGGACAGGGAAGGACUGCGAAAGAGGCAAGACAAAAAGCAGCUCAGCAAGCUUGGACUGAGCUUCAUGAGUCUGAUUUCAGCAGUCAGAUUUCAUCACCAUCCUCAGUGAGUGAGUCAACAGAUGAUGUCAGCAUGUUGCAGAGGAAUUCUUCAAAUAAUACUGACUCUCUGUCUAUCAUCUUUGCAAGCUCGUCUUCUGUACCAGAACCACAACCACAACCUUCAGAUGUUAAACCAAAAAGGCAACUAGCUGCAAACUUUCAUAAUUUACCGGGAACCAGUAAAAAGCAAUCCAACAUUAAUGCGCUCAAAAUGGCAAAACCCUCAACAAAGAUUACUACAGACUCCGACAAUCCAACAAAAUCAAGGUUUGAAAAAGAUUUUGAUUCAAUAACUCCGAUUGGCAAAGGAGGUUUUGGUCAGGUUUUCAAGGCCCGACGAAAGCUUGAAGAUAAAUACUUUGCUGUCAAGAUAGUAAAGUUUAACACGAAAGCUCGCAGAGAGGUCAUAGCUUUGUCCCAUCUUGACCAUGCUAAUAUUGUGCGUUACCACACAUCAUGGACUGACGAGAUUGUGUACAGAGAUGACACAUCAGAAAUUUCCAGCGCUUUAUCCUCCAGCAGUGGAUCAGAAUUCCUCUAUAUGCAGAUGGAAUUCUGUGAGGGAGAAACCCUGCGUCAGUGGAUUGAGGAAAGGAAUAAUAGACCUGAAGAAUAUCCAAAACGGAGACAGGAAGCAACAGAGAUAAUCAAGCAGGUCUUGGAGGCAGUGAAGUACAUUCAUUUAGAAAACCUCUUCCACAGGGACCUGAAGCCAGCAAACAUAAUGUUUGGGGAUAAAGGAGUCGUGAAGGUCGGUGAUUUUGGACUUGUUACCACAGAAGAGGUAGAUGAAGAUGGAAGUCAAGUGGAACGCACUAAGAACACCGGGACACGUUCUUAUAUGAGCCCAGAACAGAAACAAAAGCAACUCUAUGACAGAAAGGUUGAUAUAUAUGCGAUGGGCCUUGUUUACUUUGAGUUGCUUUGGUGCUUUGGAACACGGAAUGAAAAACAAAAGCAAUGGGAGGCUAUACGAAGUAAAAAGUUUCCAGAAACUUUCUCCAAAAAGUUUAAUUUUGAACACAAGCAAAUUGAGCGAAUGCUGUGUGAAGAUCCUGAGGCACGACCAGAAGCCAGCGAUCUGCUCGCAGAGCUAAAGCAGCACUCAGCCCCUACAGCCUCUCCUCCAGAGCACAAAAACAGAACAUGCUAAUGGGUGAACUUCACUCUCACACUUCUAGAUAAUAUCCAAGAACUCGGUGUGAAAAUGAACUUACCAUAAAUUAUGUCGUCAAGGCAAAUCCGUUUUAUUUGUAGAUGCUUUGAACAAUAGACAUUGAUGCAAAGCAGCUUUAUGGAAAAAUAUCAAUUUUAAACACAUGAAUUUAUCUCUAGAGUUCACUAAUAUUUCUCUAAAGUAUGAUGUAGAUAGCUUCCAUGUAACAUUUCAGUGAUACUGAAUAACAGCAUGGUGUGCUAUUUUUGGGGCACUUCAUUUGUUUUUGCUAGAGUAUUUCAAUCAUGACAUUGAAGAACUUUGUUUUCUAACAUCUUUUAAGGAAUGUUUUAACAAGACUGGAAAUCACGAGUUCCGUAUUAAUAGUCAUUCAUGGAGUAGGUUAUUAAUAUUUUGGUGGAGAAUGAGAAGAAAAAAUAUUUAUUCAAAUUGUAUUAAAUUACAGCUAAAUUGUUGGCAUGAUUACCCCAUAGAUCUGAUCUUGUCUACAUUUUAAUGAAAUAGGUUUGGGUCUGAUUUACAAUCAUUGAGAGAUUUUCUAUCAAAAUAUACCAACGUAUUAUUUAAUUUUUUUGUGUUUAGAUUGUUACUGAAUUUAAAUCUAACAGGAACUGAGCCUUUGUUGCUUUGAAAUAUCUCACAGAGGGUGUUGAUGUGACAUGGGUAGCAAAUUUUGGCAGAGAUUAUAGAAUAAUACAAAAAUUGUGAAAACAUAUUUUCAAUUCAAGUUUUCAAAUUCAUUUAGCAUUUUGAUCAUCAUUAAGUUCAUACCAGGGGUAAACCUUCAAUUCUUCUAUAGUCCACAUUUUUGAGCCUUGUUGUAUUUUUUUUUUUAAUCCCCGUGGCAUAUAAUGUGGGGGGAUAUAGGCUGUCUGUCUGUCUGUCUGUCUGUAAACAUUUUAGUUUCCAGAGCAUAACUCAAAAACUAGUAGGAAUUUUUUCACAAAACCUCAGUUAUAUGAAGUGACUAGAGGAGUUGUGCCUUUUGACAUUUUGGGAUUUCUGUGAUGUAUUUUUUUUUUUUUUUUUUUACUUUUUCCGUAUUUCCAUAGCAUUCAACUUAGGAAAAGUUGGAGUGGGGUUUCAUGUGGGGGCCGGGGGGAUAUGGCAUCUCCUGAUGACUCUUGUUUUAAACGAGUGUAUUACUUGAUACUUACCAUGUUCUAGUUUGUUUUUGUGUUUGUUUAUUGUAUUUUGUUUUGAGACACCAUGGAAAUAGGAGGAAAGGUGGAUUUCAGUUGUUUAAUUAGCACAUCAUGAGUAUUAAUAUAUUUUUAGAUUCAUUAUGGGGAUGAAACUAUAUAACACGAAGGUCCUUGUUUCAUAAUUGUUUUAUAAUCUAUUUUUGUGUUUCCAAAAAUGUGUUAUUGAACCAGUUCAUUCAAGAAUAAAUCCGACAAGGAUAACUUGGA